CGUCGUCAUCGACCACACGCGCGCGUGGCACGACGUGAGAUGGUGGCGAUUCCGCUGUUCAAGGUCGGCGGGCUCCUGCUGCGGACGCUAACCAAACCGGUGGCAAAGGCGCUCAAGACGCGAGCGAAGACACAUCCAUGGUUGAACACAGUGUGCAACACAGUGGGGCAACACCAGAACCGAGCGUUGCUCAAGAUUCAAAUGAGCGUUCAAGGCCAAAUCAACACACGAUCAGUGCAGAUCAAAGAGCUGCCGGUCGACCAAGCCGUAGAAAAAGGGGCAGAAUUCCUCGGGGAAGUGCUUAUCUUUGGCGUGGCGGUCGCAGUCGCCGCGUACGAGUACGACCGCAGCAGUAAGAGCGGCAAGGAGAAAGAACGGACAGCAAACGAGCGUGAGUUCCAGAAACAACUCGAGGUCGAUAUGCGAUUCCGACGACUCGAACAUCAAAUGAGAGCGAUGGACGACCAGCUCAAUCUCCUCAAGUCGCAGCUCGACUCGGCCUCGGCCGCCAUCGUUCGAAUUCAAGACGAGCGAGACCUCGCCAUGGCGCAGAGCCAGCAAUCGCGGUGGCUGCGAUGGUCUUAGCGUCUCAUUCUCUUCAUAGAUUGUUCAGAUACGACUCUCACGUACAUUCACAAGAUGUUCUUCCCA
Molecule: messenger RNA, 651 nt
Organism: Aphanomyces invadans
Lineage: Eukaryota; Oomycota; Saprolegniomycetes; Saprolegniales; Verrucalvaceae
Exons: 1
Coding region: 40-585 (181 amino acids)
Biological process (GO): regulation of lipid metabolic process
Cellular component (GO): mitochondrion
Source: RefSeq, a predicted model, not a curated record